This is a messenger RNA of Alosa sapidissima (American shad), 7453 nucleotides long. It is a transcript of the gene cntn3b, whose product is annotated as contactin 3b. Gene Ontology annotation, molecular function: protein binding. Lineage: Eukaryota; Metazoa; Chordata; Actinopteri; Clupeiformes; Clupeidae. The record is from RefSeq and is a predicted model, not a curated record.
GGGCGGGGGAUGUGCAGAGUGCAAUUCGCCACUCACUCACACAGUGGUCCUCCCCUUGUCCUCUCUCCGUCUGGCACACUUUCUAAUGCCGUGUAGCUGCAGCUAGACGACACGCAAGCACCUGUGAGCCCUCAGCUGUCACAGUCGCGGCUUUGGGAUCCGUGGGGUAAUUGCGGGGACGCUUCGUGGGAAUAGGCAGCUCGUAGCCUUCCUCCGAACAGCCGAAAGGGACUGCCUCUUGGACUGUGCACUUCUACAACAGCAAACCUUUGGAUUUUUGUUUUGCACUCGGAUAAAUUCCCGGUCCCCGCUCCAAGCACACCAGUGGAAACGCGGUAUGGAUGACCGAGAAGGGUAGGAGCAUUCACACUGGCUCUGUCCACUGUACGGACCGUGGAAUCGCCGCAUACUCACCCACUGGUCAAGUAAUUUCAUAAAAAGGAGAAACUGUUCGGUCUUACUAUUCGAUUAAGUGUUUUGUAAUCAAGGGGAAAGCAUUCCAUUCACAAGCAGUCGAAUGAGAGUCAUAUUUGCCCUUGGCAACUGAAGAUGAUGUUACUAUGGAAACAACUUGUGCUGCUAUCAAUCUUUGGCUGCCUUGCAGCUCCUGCAGAAGAUGUAGCUUUUCGAGGGCCUAGCUGGAAGCUGGAGCCCACUGACCUGAUCCUACCCAUCAGCUCUCCCGAGCAGGAGGCCACUCUGCAGUGCCAGGCCGAUGGGAACCCGACUCCGCAGUACAGAUGGUCUCUAAACGGAACGCUCAUUGAUCUCAGGAGUGACUACCGGCGUCGCUUGUCUGGGGGCAGCCUAAUCAUUAGCAGUCUGGACAGAGACCAAGACACCGGGGUAUAUCAGUGCACUGCCUACAACACAUGGGGCACUAUCCACAGCCAGAAAGCAAGCCUGCAGUUUGCAUACCUUGAAAACUUCAAAAGUCAAACGAGGAAUGCAGUAAACGUAAGGGAAGGUCAAGGAGUCGUUUUAUUGUGUGGGACACCUAUGCAUUCUGGAGAACUCACUUUUGCCUGGAUCUUCAACGAGUACCCUUACUUUGUGCAGCAGGAUAGUCGUCGCUUCGUCUCCCAGGAGACAGGCAACCUCUACAUCGCCAAAGUGGAGCCGUCCGACGUGGGCAACUACACGUGCGUGGUGAACAACAGCAUCACCAAAGAAAGGGUGCUCAGCUCUCCAACCCCUUUGGUCUUGAGGAACGACGGAGCUAUGGGAGAAUAUGAGCCCAAAAUAGAAGUUCAUUUCCCCGACAGUGUCCCAGCUGCAAAAGGAUCAGUGGUCAAGCUGGAGUGCUUUGCUCUUGGAAACCCAGUGCCAGAGAUCAGCUGGAGGAAGACGUCUGGCGAUCCGUUCCCCAGCAAAGUGAAGCUGAGGAACUCCAACGCCAUCCUGGAGGUCCCCCGCUUCCAGCAGGAAGAUGCCGGCACGUACGAAUGCGUCGCCGAGAACAGCCGGGGCAAGAACACUGUACGGGGAAGACUGUCUUUCCACGCCAAGCCCCACUGGCUCCAAACGAUGAUGAACGCAGCCCUGUCGAUCGAGGACAAUUUAGCCUGGGAGUGUAAAGCGAGUGGAAGACCCAAGCCAUCCUACAGCUGGUUGCGUAAUGGAGAGAUGCUAGCUGCAGAGGGCCGAGUGCAGAUCGAGAAUGGCGUUCUUUCCAUCGUUUCAUUAAACCUGUCAGAUGUCGGGAUGUAUCAGUGUGUGGCGGAAAACAAACAUGGCAUUAUUUAUGCCAGCGCCGAGCUAAUGGUGUUAGCUGCACCUCCGAGCUUCUCGAAGAGUCCACUGCAAGUACUUCAGAAGGCGCGCUCAGGCAGCGAGGUAACCAUGGAAUGCAGGCCUCAGGCCUACCCUCAGGCCAUCAGUCUGUGGAAGAAGGGAAAUGAGAUUUUGCAGAGAAGCGAAAGGAUCACACUCUUUCCCAAUGGUACUUUGAAAAUUGCCAACGUGACCAGGAGGGAUGGAGGAAGCUACACAUGCAUUGCUAAAAAUCAAUUUGGGACGGCUAGCGCAAUGGGAAGGUUGCUAAUUACAGAGCCCACCAGGAUCACUGUGGGACCAAGCAACAUGGAAAUCAUUGUUGGCGAGAGCAUCGUGCUUCCCUGCCAGAUAGCCCACGACCCGGCUCUGGAUGUGUCCUUCUCCUGGGCAUUCAACGGGCAGCUUGUGGACUUUGAUCGGGAUGGCGAUCACUUCGAGAGAGUAGGCGGGUCUAUUGCAGGGGAUCUGAUGAUUCGAAACAUCCAGUUGAACCACGGCGGCAAGUACGUCUGCCUUAUUGAUACUGACGUGGAGCAUAUGUCAGCGGAUGCCAUACUGAUCGUUAAAGGCCCCCCUGGGCCCCCUGAGAUGGUGCUGGUGGAGGAGAUCACAGACAGCACGGCGCAGCUCUCCUGGACACCCGGCCGGGACAACGGCAGCCCCAUCACAGGCUACGUGGUCCAGGCCCGCACCCCCUUCACCGUGGGCUGGCAGGCAGUGGACACAGUCCCAGAAGUCAUCAAUGGAAACACACUGACUGCCACAGUGGUGGGCCUGAACGCCUGGGUGGAGUAUGAGUUUCGAGUGGUGGCCAGUAAUAGCGUUGGGAUGGGAGAGCCCAGUCCACCGUCCCUAAAGACACGGACCGAGGAUGCUAUCCCGGAUACAGCUCCCACUGAUGUCGGAGGCGGGGGCGGCACAAAAUCGGAAUUAGUUAUAACAUGGGAGCCUGUGCCCGAGGAACUCCAAAAUGGCGAGGGCUUCGGUUACAUCAUCGCCCUGCGGCCGGCCGGAUCCGUCACCUGGACGCGCGCUGUCGUCUCCACGCCGGGCCUGGCCAAGUACGUCCUGCGCAACGACACCAUCCCGCCGUUUGCGCCGUUCGACGUGAAGGUGGGCGCCUUCAACAAGCGCGAAGGGCCCUUCAGCUCUGUGGCCACUGUGUUCUCAGCUGAGGAAGUGCCGAGCCUGGCUCCAGUGAGAACCAGGGGCCGGAGUGUGUCGGCAUCUGACAUUGAAGUGGUUUGGGAACCGCUGCGCUCCAUCCCUGAGAGGGUGCUGGGUUACGAGGUGGUGUACUGGGAGGAUGACACCAAACCAGACACAGUGGGCAAGGUGAGGAUAUCCGCCAACUACACAGCGGUGAACAUCAGCGGCCUGCGGGGAAGCACCCAGUACUACCUGGCGGUCAGCGCCUUCAACACGGCCGGCACCGGAUCCCAGUCCCAGCCCAUCAACGCCACCACCAAGAAACCCCCCCCUGGACAGCCUCCACUGAAUGUAAAGUGGACUCUUAUUGGCUCUCAGCUCACCCUGCAUUGGGACCCAGUUACAGCCCUGGAGACCGAGUCCGAGGUCACAGGAUACCUUGUUUUGUGCCGCAGACACCGCCACAACGAUGUUAACGCCAUCACCACUGACCAGACCACGGCCGAAAUAACCCUGUCAGCCAACGACAACUACGUCAUCGAGAUACGGUCGCUGAGUGAAGGGGGAGUGGGUGUGGGGAGCGAGCCAAUCCACAUCCACAAACUGAGCAUGGGUGCGAGGGGCUCGGGAGCAGCUCGGCGUGGCAGUGUGGCCCUCUCCCCUCUCCUCCUUGUGACGCUGUGCUUGGCACUCUCCACUGCCUCCUGAGGACUGACGCCUCCCCACCGCCACCACUACUCCUCCUCCUUCCUCUGCCUCUUCACCCUUUCUCUCGUCUCUAUCCCUCCAUCUCCCUCUGGCUCCUUUCAUGUCAACUCCCACCAUCGCUCUCUCUCCUUUCCGCACACCCACCCCUCCUCCUCUUCUUCUCUCUCCCUCUAUCCCCUUCCUGAUACUUGUCUUUCUUUCCUGCUGGUGUAUCGCUUCCUCCACCCUCAUCAUCUCAUCUUUGUGGUGCGAUUAUCCGCGUCUGCCUGCCUGUAUGCAUAUUCAUGCAAAUCACAUGGGCGUACAUGAAGACACUAGGCACUAGACACAGGUGUGGCGUGUCUCGGCCAUGCAUAAUUAAUGACAAUGGGGAAAGGUUAAUGAACUGGUAUGCAUAAUAUUUAACGGCGUGUCAACAUCAGAUAUGUCACCCAUCUAAAAGAGAGAAAAAAACACAAACCUCUCAAGACAUUUCACUUACAACUAAUUACGCUUCAACAGAGAAGUGCUGAUGUCUACAUUGUCUUCGCCUCUGAUCCUUGGAACAAACUAAUGCCUUAAAACAUUUACAUACCAAAGUAGAUAACAUAUAAGGAUUUGCAUUUCUCUUGUUAGUGUCUCCUUCGUGCUGUGUACAUUCAGCUGCCACAAAUAAGAUAUUUUUGAUCAAUUCAACUUCCCACUUGAAAGGGAUGUUGCUUGCAGAAAUUCCCUUUUAGUAGGCUCCCUCAUCAACAGUCAUGUAUUUAGUGAGAAGAGAUGGCUUUGGUGGGCUAAAUAUUACAUUUACCCAUAAUUAUAGGAUGCCGUGUUAAGAAUAACACUUUUCAGUUAGGUGACAUGCUUUUAUCUAGCUUCCUGAAGUGGGUGAGCGGCCAAGUAGGUGGACAGAUUGACAGUCUUUAUGGUUACAAUGAUCAAGUGGCAUUAGAUUAGUUAAAAUGAUUUAGUGGGGGGAAAAGAGACUAUGCCGUGUGUGUGUGUGUGCAUGUGUGUGUGCAUGUGUUUCAUGUCACAGGAAACGAAAAAUAAAAACAAGACCUGUGCCUAACAUCCUUAUUGGCUAAUAGACAGCGGUAGAAAUAGAGAGCAAAAUUCCAGCAUGCCGUUUAGAGAGCAACCAGGUCUUGUCUAGCCUGACCCUCUCCACCUCCUGUGCGAUGGGACCCACUUGCUGUAUUAGUUUUAAUUAUUCAUACUUAGCGCUCUGUGCAUGCUGCACAGUUGCUGUGAUUGAUACUAUUUGGGAACAAAUCUCUCAUCAGGCAUGAAGAAAAGGGUACGCCGAGGCGAGAUGUCUGGAGAAACGGUGUGUGGUGUUGAACACUCUCUCGUGUGGCCUUGAAAGACCAGUCCAAUGGGCUUCGAUGGAGCCCUACGCAGAGGGUAGAGUUUGCGUAGAGUUAGUGCCUUCGCAGGGGACUUUUUUUUUUUUUUUUUUUUUGGUCAUGAUUUAUUUGUGAGGGCAAAACAUUAUCAAAUUCUGCCAGACUGCAGUUUUUCAGUGUACGUUUCUGUAAACUGGCGUACAACACGUGCACAAAGGAGUUUUUGCGAGGGACUAAGUGGCUCGAUACGAGACUGGAAUGAAAAUGGGCUCGUCAUUAAAGUUGCAUGACUCUAAUGGCAUACCUGACAAAUGCAACAGAGGUGAAAGCUUUACAGUGGCAAAAAGGGAGAUUAGAGAGGUGAAGUCUUACUCUCACAUUCUGCAUAUCGACUGUCCUUAGUGCCCCAUCAUAAUAAAUGUAUGGCCUGGUAUUCUACAUAAUGUAGAGGUCAUUAGGCCUUGUAACCCAUGAAAGCAGCUUUCUACAGGAGACCUUUUCCCCUGAAGCUUACAUUACUGUAUGCUCAUCCUAUCCUUGGGCCUUGCAGAACAUGUUUGGUGUGUGCUGAGCUUUAAGUCUAACUGAUGGAGCUUCUCUCUUGUUUUUUCAUGCGAUGCGUGUGUGUGUGUGUGUGUGUGUGUGUGUGUGUGUGUGUGUGUGUUGAUGGAGUUGCAAAAGCUUCUGUGUGGUGCACGUGGUCAACUGAGUGGCUUGCUUUGCUGUGAGGAAUUGUGCCUUUCACUGAUCCCAGGACUCUUUGGUCUGACUGUGCUUUGGUGGCCUAACAGGCUACAACUCUCUUGCAUUUGAAAUUGUUCCUUUCCCCAACCCCCUCUCUCUCUCUCUCUCUCCCUCCCUCUCUCUCUCACACACACACACACACACACAGGCACACACACACACACGCACACACAUAAGCUGAAUCAAAUCAAAGUUGAUUCAGAAGUUGAAUGAAUCAAAAGCACAAGGAAGUCAACCAAGGUGACGCAACGCAUCCCUGCCAAGCUAGUUGGACAGGUGUGCAGGGACCUGAAGGCGCAUCUACACUGCACUAUGCUCAUAGUCCCCCCACCACUCCCACCACUAUCCCUGCCCUAUCCGCCCAGCUUGGCGUGUCCUGGGCUUUCAGGAAGGCCAGGCAGUGUUGAUUAGGCUGCAGCGGCCGAGUCAAUGAGAUAUUGAUUUUCUGCUUCCAUUAUUGCUGCUGUCACAAUGCAGACAGUUGAGUGACUGAUGCCAAUGUUCCUGUUGCACGUCUCAGCGCCAGAUUAUGGUUUGCCCUCUCUCUCUAUCUCUAUCUCUCUCUCUCAUUAUCUUGUCCUUUUUCAUUCACCACCUUUUCGCAGCGCUUUUGUGCUUUACUUUUUAUUAUUAUUUUGAAAGUCCAAGCCCCCUAUGACCUUGGUUUAGCAGAAAUGCGGGACUAUUUUUCUUAUUUAUUUUAGGGUAUCCUCGAAUGAAUUUCAAGUAGUGGCAAACGUUUUUGGUUUGUUUCUAACAUAUUUUUUUAAAGAGUGAUGCAGUGCUGUUAAGAGAGCAAAUAAGAGUUCAGUAAGAACAAACAGUAGGACGUGUUAAGGCCUGUGUCCACCAAUCAUGUGUUUUGCGCCGACAGCGGCUAUUUUCUAUACAAAUCAAACUAUGAAGUUCGGCGUUCACAGUGCUCAGCGCCCUUGGCGUAAAUUGGCGCCAUUGCUCAGAGUGCUGAAAGUUUAAAUCUGUUCAACAGAACAGCGCUGGGCUCGUCAAUGUCACUUCUUUAUCGACGACCAAUAAACACUUGACUGAAGCACUCUGAAAAUGAGGUUGAGGGCGCCGGUGUCGGUGCAAAAAAUGUGAUUGGUGGACACAGGCCCAGACAGAGCCUCUCAUAGGUUGCGGGCUGACCCCUCCUUUCCAUUCAUAUCCUGUACAAAACAUGCCAUCAACCUGACUUCGCUUAACACGUCUGUGCUACAGUAACUGUUAGGUACUACCAAUGCAUUCCUCCCCUAUGUGCUGUGGGUGUGACCUGAUUUUUUGUGUUACUUAUCUCAAUGUAAUUCGUAAAACGAUGGGGUUUCAUGUCGUACCUCCAUCCUGAUCUUGUUUUUAGUAAUGUACUAUUAGGUAUUUGCUUAGUAUGUUAUCAGCGUUUUGAAAACAAAAAAAGAAUAAUCAUUCAUGAGACGCUGUUUUUUUUUCUGGACCAUAUUUAAAAAUGACAAGAUAAUAUUCUUUUUUUUCCCCAAAUGUAAAUAAUUAAUAUCUAUAUAUUUUUGAUCUGGCCAGCAUAGAGGACAUACUGAUGUUUUAUACUACAACAACAGUUCUGUGAUUUUAAUACUUCAGUAUUAAUCAAUGAUCUCCAUGAGAUGAAUUAACUAUGACAUUGUGUUUUCAUAUUGAAAAGUAAUUGUUUUUGUCUUGUAUACUAAACUUGUGCAUGUGGAACAUUGUUUGGUGCGUAUGUGUUGAGUUUUAUAAAUCAGUAACUUAAUAAAAUUGUU